GUACUUGUAAAACCAUUAAUUGUUUUAAUUAAUGCUCUAAAGUGAAAACGUGUUUAUGCACAAAAUGAAUCAAAUGCAACCGGCCAUGAGCCAAACCAUCAAUGUGGAGCAGUUGCAUAUCGCUCUAAACUCUUUAAGAACUUUACGCUCGAGUGUUAGCAACGUCUUUGAGACUCUUUCUAAUGGAUUACGAGCUGAUCACGGGGAAGAUGGCAAGGACAAAUUCCUCUUAGAACUCCAAGAACUUCUCAACAAUGUGAACGUAAACCUACGUGACUUGGAACAGACGGUAAAUACCAUACCGAUUCCCACAGCCCCGUUCAACCUCGGCAACACGACUUACCUCAGCCAAGAGACUACACAAGACCGCCAAGCGUUGUACACGCAACUAGUCAACAGCUACAAAUGGACAGACAAGAUUCACGAAUACAGCUCAUUUGCCCAUACGUUAUUGAGCCAGAAUUCCCUUAAACGUUCAUAUAUAAACUCAGGAAGCGGCAAAAGACGCGGGAAACUUCAAAGCAAUCAUAAUGUGGCACCAUUACAAGUUGAUAAUGUGAUAAAUAACAUUGACCGGUCAUAUAAUGACAUGAAAAUAACCAUUUCACGUCCGUUUGCGAGUAAUGCUAUUGUCCACAUCAAUUUAAGCCAUGUUUUAAAAGCUGUAGUUGCAUUUAAGGGGUUAUUAAUGGAUUGGGUGAUGGUUAAAGGAUAUGGAGAAACCUUAGACCUCUGGAGCGAGUCUAGACAUCAUGUAUUUAGAAAAGUAACUGAAAAUGCACACGCAGCGAUGUUGCAUUUUUACUCACCAACAUUACCAGAAUUAGCGGUACGGUCUUUUAUGACCUGGUUGCACAGCUAUGUGAAUCUUUUUAGUGAGCCAUGCAAAAGGUGCAGCUGCCAUCUUCAUCACACGUCUCUCCUGCCCCCUGCCUGGCGCGAUUUUCGGACAUUAGAACCCUUCCACGAUGAAUGCAAGCAAUAGUCUCCUAAUGGUUAUUUAAUGGGCAAGAGUAGACUUACUGUUCAUUCUUUCUUCUACAAUAUAGGUGAUGUGUUUAGAGACUUGUGUAAUUUAUCUAAAAUUUAUUAUUAGGUGCAUUUUGUAAUGUGAGAGACCUGAAUGUAUUAUUGUAAUUUUAAUUUCUUAUUUGUUCCAUUUAUUUAACAAAAUUAGUAGUGACAUGGGUAACUAGGUCAUUCAACUUGUUUGUGUAUUACCAUGAAAGCUUAUAACUAUUAUUUCUUCUAUGAAAGCUUAGUCAGUAUAUUAUAGUUUAGGCUCAAUUUGUAUUGCAGCAGAAUUCUCAUGCAUUCCGCAGAAGAUUUUAGCUCGUAUCUAGUUUGUACAUUACACAAUUGACCAUAAAGUUCUUUGCUUUCAUUCCAUCGCAAUAUAAAUUAAGCCUUAUUGAAAGACUUAAAAAUAUUUUGUACAGUCAAUCAAGCUGUACACUUUUUGUAGUAUUGCCUCUAGUGCAAUGGAACAAGAUCUGUUAAUAUACAGUGUUUUUUUAAAUGGGAUAGAUUGGGGAAAUCCAAACCAUAGGAGAUACAAGGAAACUGUGUUAGGAACUAUUAAGUCUUUUUCAUUAACAACAAGUUUUUUAGUCAAGGGUGAGUUGUCCAU
Messenger RNA from Hyposmocoma kahamanoa, 1630 nucleotides. RefSeq names its product mediator of RNA polymerase II transcription subunit 27 (gene MED27). Bases 56 to 985 code for a protein of 309 amino acids. Gene Ontology annotation, biological process: regulation of transcription by RNA polymerase II. Gene Ontology annotation, molecular function: transcription coactivator activity. The record is from RefSeq and is a predicted model, not a curated record. Gene Ontology annotation, cellular component: mediator complex. Lineage: Eukaryota; Metazoa; Arthropoda; Insecta; Lepidoptera; Cosmopterigidae. The transcript has a single exon.